Molecule: messenger RNA, 1478 nt
Organism: Camelina sativa (false flax)
Lineage: Eukaryota; Viridiplantae; Streptophyta; Magnoliopsida; Brassicales; Brassicaceae
Source: RefSeq, a predicted model, not a curated record
GGAUCUACAUAAAAGGAAAACAGAUUUGAUCACAGAUCAUCAUCUCCAUCGUAUCAUCUAACAGCUUCAAUCACAAAUCAUAUCAUCUAAUCUCCGCUGUCAACGUUUUCUAUUUAUUGUGUAUAUUUUGUUUUCCUUACAUAGUCUUAUAGUCUCUGUAUAAGAACGAUGUAAUUCAUGUCAAUAAGAUACAUUCAGCUUUACAUUUCUUUAUGGUAUCAGAGCUUAGAGAUACCUAGACCUCAAAGUUUUUUUUUUUUUCUUUCUUUUCUCUUUUGUUCUUCUCCUGCUUCAAAUCUCUCUUAAUCAUGUCUCUUUCCAAUGAAUCCCCUGUUCCUACAGACGAAAAUGUCUCUGCUGAAACUGUCCCGACAAAUCCUACCUCUCUUCUUCAUGUCAAUAUGACAAAUGUUACUAAGCUCACCACUACCAACUAUCUCAUGUGGAGUAGACAAGUUCAUGCUCUCUUUGAUGGGUAUGACUUGGCUGCUUAUCUUGAUGGUUCCAAGCAGUACCCAGAUGCCACAAUCAAUGUCAAUGGUGUCAGCUCUCCCAAUCCAGCGUUUGCUCAUUGUCAACGUCAAGACAAACUCUUGUACAACGCCCUCCUUGGUGCUAUUUCAGUGUCUGUUCAGCCACUGCUCUCCCGUGCCAACUCUGCCGCUGAGAUCUGGAGCACCCUUGCUUCCACUUAUGCCAAGCCUAGCCGUGGUCACAUCCGUCAAAUCAAGCUCCAGCUCAAACAAUGGAAGAAAGCCAACAAACCCAUUGAUGUGUACGUCCAAGGUCUCACCACCCGUUUCGAUGAACUUGCUCUUCUUGGGAAAUCACUUGACCAUGAAGAUCAAGUCGAGAUCAUCCUUGAAGGUUUGCCCGAUGAAUACAAAUCCAUUGUUGACCAAGUGGAAGGUCGUGACACACCACCAACGUUGACGGAGCUCCAUGAAAAGCUUAUCAACCAUGAGUCAAAGCUUUUGUCGACUCAACCACUUCUACCAACACCUGUGAGUGCCAAUCCUGCAGUCCACCAGCGCACCACCAACCACGGCAACCGUUUCAACAAACCCAAUCAGCGCAACACCAACUGGACUCCUUCCCCACGUCACUCACAUGACUCCAGGUCGCCUCGUCCGUACCUUGGCCGCUGUCAAAUUUGUGGCAUCACAGGCCACAGUGCACGACGUUGCCCACAACUGUCAAUGCCGCAGCUCCCACCUGCAUCUCCUACACCUUGGCAACCACGAGCCCAUUUCACUACUGCAAACCCUGCUGCUGCCAACCCUUGGGUAUUUGAUUCCGGUGCUACGCACCACAUCUCCUCUGAUCUUGCCAAUCUCAGUCUCCAUCAGCCAUACACCGGUGGGGAACAAGUGGUAAUUGGUGAUGGUAAAGGUCUCUCGAUCACUCACACUGGUGAAGGAUCUGAGUACGGGGACCCCGUUGCUCCAAGGACGAACUAACAAUGAGCUCUAUGAGUG